Etheostoma cragini (Arkansas darter) is the source of this 1993-nucleotide messenger RNA. It is a transcript of the gene rab33a, whose product is annotated as RAB33A, member RAS oncogene family. NCBI's taxonomy places the organism in Eukaryota, Metazoa, Chordata, Actinopteri, Perciformes, Percidae. The record is from RefSeq and is a predicted model, not a curated record. Gene Ontology annotation, molecular function: GTP binding; GTPase activity. Gene Ontology annotation, biological process: Rab protein signal transduction. Gene Ontology annotation, cellular component: endosome; Golgi apparatus. The transcript has 5 exons. Bases 252 to 1094 code for a protein of 280 amino acids.
UGUUUCAUGUUGUAUUUUUUGUUGUUGUUGGUCAAAAUGAAAGAAAAGCAGCUCGGACACAACAGCGCGUUGCACAGCUUCAGACGGCCAAUCAGCUGCUGAAGGAGAGCGUCGUUGGCAUUGUUGCAUCUCAGGUCUCCUCCUUCCUCCCUUCCUCCUAUUUUCCACUCCCUUCACUCAUCCACCCAUCCGUCCACUCCCUCUCCUCUCCACACACGCACACCGAUUUUCUCAUCGCCUCCUCCGCCACAAUGACCAACGAUUCUCCGGAGGAGGAGACCCGAGCUCCGGGUGGCGGCGGAGGAGGAGGAAGGGAAGGAGGAGGAGGAGGAGGAGGGAAAGGAAUCACUCGAAGGAACCCAGCGGACGACAAUGUGACCAUCCUGACAUCCUCCAUGGAUUACCAAAGAGCCGGCCGGAGCCGAGCCAGCAGCAGCAGCAACGACGCCGCCUCGAGCAUCACAUCCUCCCUGGAGCUGAGCAUCCAGACGCGGAUCUUUAAGAUCAUCGUCAUCGGGGACUCCAACGUGGGGAAGACGUGCCUCACCUUCCGCUUCACCGGGGGGAGCUUCCCCGACAAGACCGAAGCCACCAUCGGCGUGGAUUUCAGGGAGAAGGCGGUGGAGAUCGAAGGGGAGACUAUCAAGGUGCAGGUAUGGGACACUGCAGGCCAGGAGCGCUUUCGUAAAUCCAUGGUAGAACACUACUACCGCAACGUCCACGCCGUGGUCUUUGUAUAUGACGUCACCAAGAUGACUUCCUUCCGCAACCUACAGACAUGGAUAGAGGAGUGCAAUGGCCACCGGGUCUCAGCAUCAGUACCUCGAGUCCUGGUGGGAAACAAGUGUGACCUCGUGGAGCACAUACAGGUUCCCUCCAACGUGGCGUUGAAGUUCGCCGACUCCCACAACAUGCUGCUGUUCGAGACGUCGGCGAAGGACCCGAGGGAGAGCCAGAACGUCGACUCCAUCUUCAUGUCGAUCGCCUGCCGCCUGAAGGCCCAGAAAUCCCUGCUCUACAGGGACGUGGAGAGAGAGGACGGGAGAGUCCGACUCACACAAGAGACUGAAACAAAGAGUAGUUGUCCUUGUUGAGGAAAAGGAGGAGUGGGAGGCAUAAUGGAAGGGGAAGAGUAACUGAACAUGUGAAAAAGAAGGGGAGAGGGACGAUGGGAGAGUGAGGCUAAAACAUGAGUCGUUUAAAUUACGUGCAACUUUUCUGGUUAUGGAGGAGGAAGGAGGCUGAUACUAAGAGCAAUGUGUUUCAAGGAAGAGAAUGGAGGAGGAAAGGGUGGAGAGAAGGUGCUGAAGAUAGAGAGAAAAGGGAUUCAUUAACCAUUCAGAAAUGUUGCCUUUUAGACUACAGCAUAGUGUAGAAAAUCUUCCAUCUUUUCAAACAUAGACAGAACUGACUGAAUAUACUUUCAGCGUGCCCAGUGCAAAGGCAAACAAAAAUAAGAGAUGAGUCAUUUGGGGAUUUACAACAAUGAUGCCAGGCUGCUGUUGCUGUUCAUGACAGCCAUUACUAACAGCAACCUAUUUGAACGCAGUCUAAUUUUUGUAGCCUGAUUGUUUGAUUUUCCUCCACAUCUUAGCUCAAAGCUGUAUUUCACAACCUACGGUUAUGUCCGCUGCCUUAAAAAGCUGCCCCGGUCUUGGUUUUAAGAACUCAGUCAGGCAAAAGGAGCAUAGAGGUUUCAAGUGGUUUAACCUACUUGAGUUGGUUUAUACAAUCACCAAACACUCUGACAGCCUCUUAAUGUGGAACAAUCGACUUUUUGAGUCUAUUUUUGUCACAGAAUUUUUAAUAUCUGUCUGAGUCAAUCUUUCAAGAGCGGGACAGUUGACUUCAAAUCACUGUGAGAUCAUGAAUACAGGGGAUAGAUGGGGUAACAUUUCCUAGAUAAAAGUAAUGUGGACAAAAUAUGGGGCAAAAAAAUACAAGGUUAGCUCGAAGGACCUUUUCAGGAAGACCUCGACAACAAGGUUUCCUG